This is a messenger RNA of Brassica napus (rape), 1347 nucleotides long. Its product is annotated as bidirectional sugar transporter SWEET11-like. The coding region runs from base 211 to 1068 and encodes 285 amino acids. Gene Ontology annotation, biological process: carbohydrate transport. Lineage: Eukaryota; Viridiplantae; Streptophyta; Magnoliopsida; Brassicales; Brassicaceae. The record is from RefSeq and is a predicted model, not a curated record. Gene Ontology annotation, molecular function: sugar transmembrane transporter activity. The transcript is spliced from 6 exons. Gene Ontology annotation, cellular component: membrane.
ACUUUUUCCAUCUCUCCCACAUUAACCCCAUUCCUCUCUUUAGCCGUAAUCCUCUCUAUAUAUACGUGAAUUCCCCGAAAUGUUAAGUUCGUGCCAUCAGCUUUUAUAUUAGGAGAAACCACUUACAAAUCUAAGUGCGACUUCUCUUCUUCUUCCUCCUCCUAAAAACCUAAACAGAUUAUUUAAACAAAAAAAAUAAACAAGAAAAGCAUGCCUCUCUUCGACACUCACAACACAUGGGCCUUUGUCUUUGGUUUGAUGGGGAAUGUCAUCUCCUUCGCUGUGUUCCUCUCUCCUGUGCCAACGUUCUAUAGGGUUUGGAAGAAGAAGACAACAGAAGGGUUUCAGUCUCUUCCUUACGUUGUGGCUCUCUUCAGUGCGACACUUUGGCUUUACUACGCAACGCAGAAGAAAGAUGUUUUCCUGCUCGUCACCAUCAACUCUUUUGGAUGCUUCAUAGAAACUAUUUACAUCUCUAUCUUCCUUGCAUACGCACCCAAGAAAGCCCGGAUGUUGACAGUGAAGUUGCUUCUUCUGAUGAACUUUGGAGGAUUCUGUCUGAUUCUCCUUCUAUGCCAAUUCUUAGCAAAAGGAACCACACGUGCCAAGAUCAUCGGAGGAAUCUGUGUCGGAUUCUCUGUUUGUGUUUUCGCUGCUCCUCUAAGCAUAAUAAGGACAGUAAUAAAGACAAGGAGUGUAGAGUACAUGCCCUUUAGCUUGUCCUUGACCCUCACAAUCAGUGCUGUCGUAUGGCUCCUUUAUGGUCUUGCUCUCAAGGACAUCUAUGUUGCUUUCCCUAAUGUGCUUGGUUUUGCUCUCGGUGCACUCCAAAUGAUACUCUACGUGGUCUACAAAUACUGUAAAACGCCGCCGCAUCUAGGAGAGAAAGAAGUGGAAGCCGCUAAGUUGCCUGAGGUGAGCCUCGAUAUCCUGAAGCUAGGCACAGUGUCAUCCCCUGAGGUUCGUCAAGCGAACAAGUGUACUUGCGGAAAUGAUCGGAGGCCUGAGGUUGAAGAUGGACAAAACGCUAAAAACGGCAAGCAGUCCUCUUCCGCAUCACCUACAUGAAAGUAAACAACCUUGUUGACUGCAAUGUUCACUUUUACCCCAACUUCAUAUACCAACCACCAUAUGUACCCUUUAGCUGUCGUACUUUUCUGAGUUUUUUUUAUUAUGUGUGCCAAGUAGAGUAUUAAUUAUCCGGAAUAAUAUAUAUGCAUUUUCGGAUGUUAUAUAUGUUUUUCUAGAAUUAAGUUCUCCACUUCUUUAUAAAUUUUAUGUAAUUACCUAUUGGGGAUAUGUAUAUUUCCUAUUUUCACAUUUAACAAAAACUAUCAAAUUUAUCUA